CCAUGCUUUCAAUACCAAAUCAGUUGGAAGGAGCCUAUAUUGGACAAGACGUAACUCUUGAAUGUCAUACUGAAGCUUAUCCAAAUUCUAUAAAUUAUUGGACAACAGAACGCGGUGAUAUGAUAGUGUCUGGUGAUAAGUAUGAAGCGAUAUCCACGGACAGCGGUUACAACAAAUACAUGAUGCUAAAGAUAAGAAACGUAGGUCCGAAAGAUUUUGGUUCGUAUAAAUGUGUCGCACAAAAUUCACUUGGUGGAACAGAUGGCGUCAUCAAACUAGAUGGUAAGUCACGCAAUGAUAACAAAAAGGACAAUUUAUAGUGUAAUAUUUGAUUUGUUAUAAGUAGAAGUAAAGAAAAAAAUUCAGAAUGAAGAUAAAAAAAAAAUAUAUAUAUAUAUAUUUGCAAAGUGAAAACAUUUAGCAUCGCGCAUUGAAAAGUAUC
Formica exsecta is the source of this 442-nucleotide messenger RNA. Its product is annotated as lachesin-like. The record is from RefSeq and is a predicted model, not a curated record. The transcript is spliced from 2 exons. NCBI's taxonomy places the organism in Eukaryota, Metazoa, Arthropoda, Insecta, Hymenoptera, Formicidae. Gene Ontology annotation, cellular component: neuron projection. Bases 3 to 320 code for a protein of 105 amino acids.